Molecule: messenger RNA, 6485 nt
Organism: Sebastes umbrosus (honeycomb rockfish)
Lineage: Eukaryota; Metazoa; Chordata; Actinopteri; Perciformes; Sebastidae
Gene: thsd7ba
Product: thrombospondin, type I, domain containing 7Ba
Exons: 30
Coding region: 633-5564 (1643 amino acids)
Biological process (GO): actin cytoskeleton organization
Cellular component (GO): plasma membrane
Source: RefSeq, a predicted model, not a curated record
GUGAGAGCACCGCUGUCACCGCUCUCUCCUCUCUCUCCGUCUGUGUUUCUCUCCCUCAUUGUCCACAGACACUUUCUCGCCUCCUCUCUGAUUCCUCUCCCUCUCUUCAUCUUACGCUCGUGGUCCCUCUCCUCGCCCCUCCUCUCCUCUCUCUCUCUCUUUGCUUUCUUCCCCUCCUCUUUCUCAUCCCUCUCUGACUCUCUGUCCCAUAGGCAGAGAUAGGAUCUGUUACACACAGCAGCAGCAGCAGCAGCCACACCAAGAGCCCAGACCCCGUAGCCCAGGCUGACUCUCGUGCCAACCUCCGGUGGGAACAUCAGUGGGUGCAGGGGACUUGACAGAGCCAGCGCCAGGGAGUUAAUGCCACUCAGUGCUGCUGGAGGUGUGACACAGUCCCAGCCCCCUGCACAUUGAUUCACACAGGAUUAAGCCACUGCAUGAUGCUUCAGGCGGAGGGCCUGGCACAGCUGAUUUACCGUCCCUGUCAGACUUAACAUCUUUGGAGGCCUCCUCUGCCCUGCUCCUGUCUUCUGUGGAAGGACUUGUAAAAAAACAACAUCUGCCACUGCACCAACCAGAUCAACCAAAGGGAUGACUGGCAGUCAUCUGGCUCAGGAGUAAGAGAGGAAGCAAUGGGCUGGACUAUGACUCUAAAAGAUGACUUUGGGGUCAUUGCCUGGACGCGGCGAGCUGGGAACCACCUCAGCCUCUUCCUCCUCUUGUCUCUCUUUUCCUUCUCAGUCCAGUCAGACAUUGUGUUUCCUAAGGACCAUCACUUCUCAUGGAAAGCAGGCCAGUGGGGUCAGUGUAUCGGGGAGGAGUGUGGCUCUGGCGGAGUUCAAACAAGGACAAUAUGGUGCGUCCACAUGGAGGGCUGGACUACCCACCAUUCCCACUGCCAGCACAUGGACAAGCCAGACAGCCAGCGGCACUGCUUUAAGGUCUGCGACUGGCACCAGAACCUCUUUGAGUGGGAGGUGUCAGACUGGGGGGGCUGCGUUCUGGUCCCUUUCUUUUCCAAUGAGCUCAAGCUGAGGACGGCUGAGUGCGUUACAGCACAGCACGGCAUCCAGAGGCGCAAAGUCCACUGUGUGCGCACAUCAAACCGCACCACGGUCACCCUGAGGAUAUGUGAGUUCUUUUCCCAGAAACCACCUGUGGAGCAGGCAUGCCUCAUCCCGUGCCCGCAGGACUGUGUGGUUUCAGACUUCACCUCCUGGUCCAGCUGCAGUAAAACAUGCGGCGCUGUCCUGCAGCAUCGGACUCGACAUGUGCUGGCCACGCCGAUGUACGGAGGUGCGAUUUGCCCCAACUUAACCGAGACCAGGACUUGUUCUAGCCUUGUUGACUGCCCUGCUGGGGAGGGCGAGUACCAGUACAGCCUUAAAGUAGGGGCCUGGAGCGAGUGCCGGCUGCCCCAUCACAAGGAUGCCCUGUUAAGUGGCAGGACCACAGUGGACUUCAGCACCAGCUCCGAUGAGAACAACACAGUCACGUUGCACACACAGGCUUCUCACCACCACCACCACCACCACUCCCAUCACCACCACCAACACCAUCCUCACGCGCACAAGUACCCCAUGUCAUGGGAACUGGAGGUGGGAUACCAGACGCGACAAGUCCGCUGCACACGGAGCGACGGCAAGAACGCUAUGCUGAGUCUGUGUACCAAGGACAACUCCCCCCUGACCUUUCAGGCGUGCGUGAUGCCCAAAGACUGUCAGACAUCUGAUUGGUCAUCGUGGAGUUCUUGCUCUAAGACCUGCCGGUCCGCCGACCUGUCUCCCGGUUACCGGCUCCGGUCACGGAUCAUGACGCAGAUCUCAGUCGGAGGGGGAAAACGAUGUCCUGCCCUUCAGGAAAAAGAAGCUUGCAACAUCAUUGGAGAUUUACUUCAAAACUGCCCCAGGUACGUGUGGAGGACCACCGACUGGGAAGAAUGUCGCAUCCUCCCCUUACUGAGCCAGCAGGACCGGCGGCUGGUGAACAUCAGUGAACUGUGUGGAAGGGGGAUCCAGACCAGGAAGACCUACUGUGUUCAAGUCCCUGAUAACUCAGCGCCACAUCACAGGAAGGAGGUGUCCAGGCCUGUGAAUGCCAGGCUGUGCGCUGGUGAAGAGCCCCCCUUGGCCGUCCAGCAGUGCUCCAUCCCCUGCCAGCACCGCUGCCUGCUGUCCCAAUGGUCACCCUGGGGUGCCUGUCUACACGACAACUGCAAAGAACCACAGGGGAAGAAAGGUUUCAGACAAAGGAGGAGAGAGGUGUUGUGGGAGUCCAGCAGUCCUCCGGAGACCUGCCCUCAUCUGGUGGAGUCCAUCCCCUGCGAAGAUCCCGCCUGCUACCUGUGGCAGGUCCAACUAGAAGAAAGAUGCAUUCCCAGUAAAAGCUCCUGUGGUCCUGGAUUUGCAGCCCAGAAUGUGACCUGUGUCAACUCUGAAGGGGACGAAGUGCCCGUCGCCCACUGCGUAGACGACCCCCCAUCCACAGAAGUGGCCUGCGAGGUGGCCUGUCCUGCAGACUGUGUGGUUGGCUCCUGGUCUUCCUGGUCACCCUGCUCUCACAGCUGUGCCACCAAGACAGCAGAGGGUCGACAGAGCCGAACUCGCACUGUGUUGGCCAUCCCAGGGAAAGGAGGCAAGGAGUGUCCGGCAGCUCCGGCCUUGGAGGAGUGGAGAGUCUGUAACGACCACCCUUGUAUGAUGUUCUACUGGGAGGCCUCAGCCUGGGGUCCCUGUAUUGAGGAAACCGUCAUGGAUCUCAAUGAGACCAGCUUGUUGAAUGGGACCGCUACAUGUGCCAUGGGCGUUCAGAUCCGCAAAGUAAACUGCAUGAAGAUGAACGUUGGACCUGUCACAAGUAAAAGGUGUUCAGAUUCUGCUCGCCCAGGAACCGUCCGACCCUGUUUGCUCCCCUGCAAGAAAGACUGCAUUGUGACACCCUUCAGUGAAUGGACGGCCUGCCCAUCAACCUGUAUGCAAGAAAAUACAACUGCCGCCACACAGUCUCGAUACCGAACCAUCAUUCAGAGAUCUGCUAAUGGAGGUCAAGAGUGCCCUGACACGGUGUACGAAGAGAGAGACUGUGAAUCACUUCCUGUGUGUCCCGUGUAUAGCUGGAGGACACACAAGUGGCACAGCUGUAGUUUGGUUCCAGACUCGGUUCGACGUGGGUUGUCCGGACCAGCAGAAGCCUGUGGAACUGGUUUAGAAACACGAGGAGUCAGUUGUGUUGGGGAGAGCGGUGAGUCGGCCAAUAUGACAGAGUGCCUGCGAUGGGCUGGCCCCUUGCCCCCUCAGAUCAGAGAGUGCCGGGUGGCUUGCAAGGAUGACUGCACUCUAACCGCCUGGUCCAAGUUCUCUGAAUGCGCUGGAUGUGGAAGCUCCCGCAGUCGCAAGUGCUCGCUCACAGGUCGCAGUAAAAAGAAGGAGCACUGCCUGAAUAAGGAGCUGUACCCUCUGGAGGAGACAGAGACUUGUCCCUGCGAUGAGUUUUUGUCCCAGCCCUAUGGGAACUGGUCUGCAUGCAUCCUCCCUGAUCCGUCAGCUCCGGGGUCCCUGCAGGGCUGGAUGAGCCACCGGGAGGUGAAGGAGUGCGGUCAAGGUCUGCGCUACAGAGCUGUGGCCUGCAUCGACCUGCAGGGACACCUGGUCGACCCAACAGCCUGUACGGACUCAGGCUACACGGUGGAGGUUUGCCACAUCCCUUGCCCCCUUGACUGUAAGCUCAGCGACUGGUCAGCCUGGUCAGCCUGCAGCGCGUUCUGUGGCAGCGGGUUAAAGAUCAGGUCCAAAUGGCUCAGGGAGAAAGCUUUCAACGGGGGACGCCCAUGCCCCAAGCUGGAUUUGAAAAAUCAGGCUCAGGUGUACGAGGCCGCGCCGUGCCACAGCGAAUGCAGCCAGUACGAGUGGAGGAUCGAGCCCUGGUCCAUUUGUACCAUCAACACGGUGGACGACCUGCCAGCCUGCGGGGAGGGAGUCCAAAGCCGCAAGAUCAGGUGUGUGAAACAGGGAGCAACGAGUGGGGAGAACAGCACGUUGGAGGACAGCCUGUGUGAUCAGGAGGAAAUGCCACCCAGAGCCCAGGUCUGCUUUCUGGCCUGCCCCAAAGACUGCGUCAUGGCACCAUGGGGACCUUGGAGCAGCUGCCCUCUGCAAUGUGACCAAGGAGCGGCGAGGAACAGGAGCAGACACAUCCUCCGCCUCCCGGCCUCGGAAAACUCGGCCUGUCCAGAGCUGGUCCAGUCAGAGCCCUGCGUCCUCAACAGCACCUGCUUCUCCUACCAGCACAGAGUCUCAGACUGGAGCACAUGCCAGCUGAGUGAAAACGCCAUCUGUGGCCAGGGUUCACGUUUGCGUCUUGUGGACUGUAUUCGCAGCGAUGGCAAGAUUGUGGAGUUGCAGAAGUGCGAGCAGUUCGGUCUGAUCAACACGUGGAGGCUGUCGGAGAGCUGCGUGGUCGACUGUCCUGUCAGCUGCAUGCUCUCCGAGUGGUCGCCGUGGGCGGAAUGUUCGCACACCUGCGGUAACCAAGGUCAGUCCGUGCGCACCCGGAGAAUCCUGCAGGAGGCUCACGAGGAGGGUCGUCCCUGUCCAAACCAGCUCACCCAGAUCAAGCCAUGUCCCAUAAGUCCUUGCUAUAGGUGGCUGCUGAGUGACUGGUCCCCAUGCACUGUCGAGGUUGCAGAGUGCGGCGAGGGGCUUCGGAGAAGGAGCCUGUCAUGUGUCGUCCACCGGGGCAACUGGCCUGAGUCUCCUCCUCAGCUAGUGGACGAGGAGCUUUGUGGAGACAAACUGAGGCAGCAGAUCCAACAGGAGAUGGAGCAGCACUGCUUCGUCCCCUGCCCAGGAGACUGUCAUUUGACGGUGUGGUCGUCUUGGAGCUCUUGCCAGCUGACCUGCCUGGAGGGGCGGAGUUUUGAGACAACUGGUCGCCAAGCUCGCUCCAGAGCUGUGAUCAUUCAGGUCAUGGAGAACCAGGGCAGCUGCCCACAUCAAGUCUUCGAGACCCAGCCCUGUAAAGGGGGAAAAUGCCACAGUUACCAGUGGAGGACGGGAGGAUGGAGCAACAAUGAGAGAGCGGUGUGGUGUCAGCGCUCAGAUGGUGUCAAUGUCACAGGGGGGUGUUUCCCACAGAAGAGGCCGACCACGGUCAGACACUGCCAUCCUCCGUGCACUAAACCCUUCUCGCACUGCACACCGAGUGGAGUGUGUGGGUGUGAGAAGGGUUACACUGAAGUGAUGACCACGCACGGUUUCUUGGACUACUGCACCAGAACCCCGGGGGUGGACAACAACAAGAAAGCUGAUGUGAAAACCAACUCUGGAAGAUUAAAACCCGGGCCGUCUCAGGCCCAGGACCUCUUCAGCGAGUGGACCUUACGACCUGUCGGCCCAGAUGGAAGAGUAAAGCUGUGGGUUUACGCCGUGACUGCAGUUGGAUUCAUCUUAAUACUCUUCAUUAUUGCAUUAUCGUUCCUGGUUUGCAAGCCAUCCAAAACCACCAAGACGUCUCUUCCCCCGCAGAAACCGCUGACCCUGGCCUACGACGGCGACAUGGAUAUGUAACGGGGCUGCUAUACCUCACAAGGACGCGCUCGGCCCUCGGACAGACUCACUGACUGCGUCCUGAUUGUUAGCAAGCACGUCCAUCACAUACCACUUGUUGAGCUGGGGUGACUAUUUGCUGUAGUGCCAAUUGUAUUGCAUAAAUGCAGCGGACAGAUAGCGACGAUCGCACCAGAUUUGCUGCUGAAGGGCAAUGUGCCCAGAAUUUUGGUUUCAGCCAACUUUUCUCCCCCUGAAGAAGAGGAACCAAAGCGGAACGUGGUGGAAAUGAGAGAAAAAGGUCUCUAGACAUAGGAAUUAAAUGGACCUCUAGUUUCUUUUUUCAACUGCUUGCAAUGUGAACACACAGUUGAAGCACUGUUUGCAAACCCACAAGUCACGAGGACUCCUAAAAGGCAAAGACAAAGUGGAGCCACGGGUGUUUCGAGUUUUUUUUGUGUGUCGAGAAUCAGAGGGACCAGCUGAUUAUUUGUCUUGUAUUUGUGUCGUGAGGGAGACAAAAACAUCUCGAGUCAACGGUCACUCGUGGCGUUCAAAGACGGAACAUCUGGCAUUUGACUUUGUCUCAUCAGUGCUGGAUCUUUGUAAAAGGAAAUGCCGCGCGCCUUUUGGGUAAACAAACAGCCUUUUUUUGAAUUUCUGAGAAUAAACAAGAUGCUCUAUGCACUACGUUAGUGCUGAUUCACUUUUGUUUUGUUUGUUUUUUUUCCUUUCAAAUGACUUUUCUAGUGUUUUAACUGUAAUGCAAGUUGUUGCUGUCGGAUUGUGUUUUGUUGAUGAUGCCAUACGUUGUGUAUAUGUGGAAACCAAAAGCAGGCUUGCCUUGAGUUUAACAAUACCAUGAUGCAGUAAUUUCUCCUCCCUGAUUCUCAUAAGACUCUCGACCACUGAGGACUAAAUUAAAAAGCAACCUCAAAAUCA